Branchiostoma belcheri (Belcher's lancelet) is the source of this 1651-nucleotide messenger RNA. RefSeq lists its product as uncharacterized. The record is from RefSeq and is a predicted model, not a curated record. The transcript is spliced from 3 exons. Bases 389 to 1138 code for a protein of 249 amino acids. NCBI's taxonomy places the organism in Eukaryota, Metazoa, Chordata, Leptocardii, Amphioxiformes, Branchiostomatidae.
GAAUGAAAUUAUUUUUAAUAAAUUCUCUUUCGAAUUUAAAGCUACAGAGGUCCACAUAUUGGCCAUAUUUCCUGGUAACACAUCCCGUGUGUGGCCUCAGGGUCUGUCCCCAUGUGAGGAGAGUCGACUAUUUAUAGCAGGCUGCAACCGGCUGGGAAGAAACAUGAGCUGUUUUAGUCAAUGCCUGUCUGCAUGGGGGUAAACUGUUAGAACAACUGUGCAAUACUACUGCAGACUGUACACGGCCGACACACUGUUGCCCAUAAGUGUACAUCUAGUACAUCAGCAUGUGUUCAUGUUUUAGAAGACUUCUCGAGUCUUAGAAUAAUAAGUGUCCUUCAGCGCUAUCUGUUCGAGUCAUCUGAAGCAGCAAACACACUCGACCAGGAUGGGAGAGAGCACGGUCAGACAGUGGAGCAGUUAUGACGUGCAGGCAUGGCUACUGAGUCUCAAUAUACCAUGUGAUGCCCCCUUGUUGCAGGCCGUAGAUGGCAAGUUCUUGUACCAGCUCCACUCCCUUCGAGCUGAGGCACCAGAAUUCUUUUAUCAAUGUCUUCGGAGAGACCUUGGCUUUGUAGACCUACGAGACCUUCUGAACUUUGCAGGCGCACUGAAGAGUCUCCUGGCACAGGAUUCUGCCUCUGCGCAUGCCCCAAGAGAUGUGACCAUAGACACUGAUCAAAGGACAUCUUCUCCUGAGGUGGAUACACCUGUACCAUCCAGCAAAGAAGCCAAAAUGACUGCAGCUGUGACAGAGGAGAAUUUAGCUUCUGAGCAAGAAUCUGGGACUGGUAAAGCCUCUAUACAGGACACCCCUGGUGCUAAGGAAGAGAUAAUUCCUCCGGAGCAGAUGACUACUCCGGAGCAGAGUGUUCCCCCUCCCCUUACAACACAAGAGGAAGGCCUAGGUGCUAGAGCAGAAUCACCUGCACUGACAGCUGCUUUACAGGGCCUCCCACCUGUUACAGCAGGUGCCUCGGCUUCACCUGUACCAGAGGUGUCGUCUGCAGAAUUUGCUGCCAUCCUGAAAAGGGAGCUGGCGGUCGCGCUGGAGCGUACGUCCCGAGGCUCCCCCUCCCCCCCACCUACACGCCAACAGGACGAGUCAAAAGACAAGGGAAAAGAUGGAAAACACUGAGAAGACGUUAUCCACCUGUAAAUCACUAUAUUCGCGGUAGCAAAAUUUCGUGGUCUGUGAAAAAUGGACAUGUUCACAGAACUAUGUGUUUGCAGUGGCGGCAGGUACAGAAGAAAGAAAGUCGGCAAAUUGUUUUGGUAAUGAUUAAUUCGCCGUACACAAUUGACCACGAAAACCCUGGAUACAAAAGUGCCACAAAUUAAAGUGAUUUACAGUAUCCACGUCAAGGAUACAACGGGCAAAUCUGCUGUUGCUUUUUCGUGAAACCCCCUUACGCACCCACACACAAGACCGACACAAGCUGGACCACGGGCAUUAGUUUUCUUCAGUGUUUUUACCCCGCUUAUAUCAGAAACCAAUUAUUUACUAUCGUGUCCAAAAUGCACCCUUACUUUCCCACUAUUUCCUACCAUGAGAAAACAAUUUUACUACUAUGAUAAUCAAAGAAACCACACAUUAUAGAAGUGGGUAAAUUAAAUUUGUCUUCCACUGCCUCAAAAGAAGUCAAUUUGA